CUGGAGCCCGAGGAGCACUCAGCAGGGCACUGGGUACCCAGCACUGAGCAGAUCAAUUCCUGGAGCUGAGAAUGGCCUGCAAGCAUCUGCCCUUCCUGGCUUUGGCGGGGGUACUGCUGGCUUACCUCUGCAGCCAGUCAGAAGCAAGCAACUUUGACUGCUGCCUCACGUACACAAAGAACGUGUAUCAUCAUGCGAGAAAUUUUGUGGGUUUCACAACACAGAUGGCCGACGAAGCUUGUGACAUUAAUGCUAUCAUCUUUCACCUGAAGUCGAAAAGAUCCGUGUGCGCUGACCCAAAGCAGAUCUGGGUGAAAAGGAUUUUGCACCUCCUCAGCCUAAGAACCAAGAAGAUGUAAAAACGGAUGCUUUUCUGGGAUGGAAUUGGACACAGCCCAAGGAGGAAAUGAUCACAGCUGGGGUUGGAGGUUUCACCUGCACAUCACUGCACAGACCUGAUUUGUGUCCCAGUGGUCUUGUCCAAUGGAUGAAGUUGAUUCAUAUUGCAUCAUAGUGUGUCAUAUUUAAGCUCAUAUUAGAGUUAAGUUGUAUUUUGUGUUAUUUAUAGAUCCGAAUUUUCUAUGUUUAGCUAUUUAAUGUUAAUUUCCCACAAUCUAUGAGGGGCGCUUAGUAGAAGGUUCAAUAUUAUGUUUAAGGCAGUAAGUUUAUAUGGCCCUUCUUGGAAACAAUAAGCUAUUGUAAAAAUAUUUAAUGUUCUUCUGUGUGCUUAAUUGUUUCUUAAAUUGAUACGAUUUACUUAUAAAACAGAAAGGAAUUAUAAGAAUAUAUUGAAAAUAAAAGAACUGAAAGGCA
Molecule: messenger RNA, 813 nt
Organism: Rattus norvegicus (Norway rat)
Lineage: Eukaryota; Metazoa; Chordata; Mammalia; Rodentia; Muridae
Gene: Ccl20
Product: C-C motif chemokine ligand 20
Biological process (GO): chemotaxis; cell migration; immune response
Cellular component (GO): extracellular region
Molecular function (GO): cytokine activity; chemokine receptor binding; chemokine activity
Source: RefSeq, a predicted model, not a curated record